AUGUCUUCGCCCGCAACUCAAUACGUCUACGUCCCCAACCUCGUUGGCGGACAGAUGCUCAGGAUCCCCAUCGAGGACGUCGAAGCCGAGGGCCAAAUCUCCAUUGCCCAGCAGCCCAUCGCGAGCCCAACCCUCUCUUCACGAUACGUCCGCGACUCGUCACCAUCGCCAAGCAUGGAGAGCGUCGACGACACCGACGAGUAA
This is a messenger RNA of Alternaria incomplexa, 204 nucleotides long. RefSeq lists its product as uncharacterized. NCBI's taxonomy places the organism in Eukaryota, Fungi, Ascomycota, Dothideomycetes, Pleosporales, Pleosporaceae. The record is from RefSeq and is a predicted model, not a curated record. The transcript has a single exon. Bases 1 to 204 code for a protein of 67 amino acids.